UUUAGGAAUGUAUAAAAGACUGAAAAUCUUGCCUUCUUAUUCAGUUUUAACUCAAGAUUCCAAAUGUUUGAUUGGUCAGGCAAGAGUGUUGUAUACGUUGGUGCCUUCAGCGGCAUUGGCUUUCAAGUCUGUCAGAUGCUAAUGAAGAAGCCUCUUAAGCAUUUGGUCGUUUGCAGUCGAAUGGAAAAUGUGGAGAUGCUAAAGAAACUGAAGGUAUUAAAUACCGGCAUUCAUGUGUCCUUCGCUCAAAUGAAUAUUGUGGAUCACGCCAGUAUUGAACGCGCCGUGAAGAAUAUUGUAUCGAUAGCAGGUCAUGUUGAUGUUCUAAUCAAUGGCGUUGGGGCUUUGGCAGACAAGGACGUUGAAACGACAAUUGCAGUCAAUUUGACUGGCUUGAUCAACACUACGCUUAUGUUGAUGCCUUGGAUGGACAAAACCCAAUAUGGCAAAGGCGGAAUGGUGGUGAACAUUGCUUCGGUAUAUGGUUUAGAACCUGGCCCUGCUUUUAGUGUUUAUUCAGCUGCAAAACACGGUGUUGUCGGUUUUACCAGGUCAAUGGCGGACGGACAUUUAUUCAGCAAGACUGGAGUCGCCUUUAUGUGCAUUUGUCCGGGAUUGACAUCAACGGAAUUAAUGAUGAAUAAGCGUGACAUGGACUGGAUGAAAUGGAUUUCGCAUACUGAUGAGAUCUGGAAUACAGUUAUAGAUGCCAAAAUGCAAACACCAGAAGUUUGUGCUGUGAAUAUUGUUACCAUAAUGGAGCAAUGGAAAAAUGGUGGCAUGUAUAUUUGCAGCAUGGGUGGUGUAAAGGAAAUUGUACCGCCCGUUCACUGGCAAAUGUAACUCAAAUAGUUUCCAUCAAGUGCAGUCUGUUGUAUAAAUAUAUAUUUACAUGAGCAAUGUGUGUCUAAAAGUUGCAAAAUUA
Molecule: messenger RNA, 925 nt
Organism: Musca domestica (house fly)
Lineage: Eukaryota; Metazoa; Arthropoda; Insecta; Diptera; Muscidae
Gene: Fbp2
Product: development-specific 25 kDa protein
Exons: 4
Coding region: 64-843 (259 amino acids)
Cellular component (GO): cytoplasm
Molecular function (GO): alcohol dehydrogenase (NAD+) activity
Source: RefSeq, a predicted model, not a curated record